AUGUUGUGUGAGGAGCGAGAUGCUUUUUCGAUUGGUGAUGACGACAUUGGGUGCAUCAAGGACUUGAAAAUGGAGAUAAAUCUUACAGACAGACAACCGGUUCAGAAAAAUUAUGCGUCCAUUCCACGUCCACUUUACCCGGAAGUGAAAUACUAUCUGGAAGACCUACUGAACAAAAACUUUAUCAGACGAUCGAAGUCACCUUACUCUAGCAGCGUGGUGUGCGUCGGGGAGAAGGAUGGAACCAUGAGAUUAUGUGUCGACUACUGUGUACUGAAUAAAAUGAUCAUUAAACAGACACCCCAUCCCCGGGAUACAAGAAGCCUUAGAUAA
Molecule: messenger RNA, 333 nt
Organism: Paramuricea clavata
Lineage: Eukaryota; Metazoa; Cnidaria; Anthozoa; Malacalcyonacea; Plexauridae
Source: the annotation of a GenBank genome assembly